GGGGGUACAGGAGGGGUUCCCGCGCUUCUCGCGCCCCCGACUGGAGACGAUGAGGUGGACCGGAGUGGCAACGGGGUGCUGGCCCGGGAUCGCGACAGCAUCUGGACCAUGACCUGCAUUGGCAGUGCGGUACGGCUGUGGAUCUUUUCGGGCGAUAGUGAGUUCCUGAUUCCAUUCGUGCCUUCCAGUGGGGGUUUAGGCUUGCCUAAGACGAGCGAAUAUCUGGAGAUCUCCACACAUGGCGCGAGAUUCUCGACGGCCUGGACUACAUCAGACAGCAUACAACGCCCUCGAGAGAGCUGCUCCGCAAGACUCCAUCGCCCAGGCCGGCCAACGCAACAAUCCCCGACAAUUGGCACGACAACGAGGUCGCUCAGUUAGACGCCCGCCGUCAGCAAGGGGGUCUUGUCCAACUGGCUGCCGCCCCCGUUGCUAUGGAUUAUGGUGCAGGCUCGUCGUCAUUUGCCACCAGCCAGGACGAGCACGGGCCAGCGCUGCCGUCAGAUCAAUCAGAUCAAAUAUAGGGUGCCCAUCUGAUCU
Lasiosphaeria miniovina is the source of this 540-nucleotide messenger RNA. RefSeq lists its product as uncharacterized. Lineage: Eukaryota; Fungi; Ascomycota; Sordariomycetes; Sordariales; Lasiosphaeriaceae. The transcript has a single exon. The record is from RefSeq and is a predicted model, not a curated record. Bases 109 to 381 code for a protein of 90 amino acids.